Messenger RNA from Scomber japonicus (chub mackerel), 1875 nucleotides. It is a transcript of the gene bin1a, whose product is annotated as myc box-dependent-interacting protein 1. Gene Ontology annotation, cellular component: cytoplasm; synaptic vesicle; plasma membrane. The transcript is spliced from 19 exons. The record is from RefSeq and is a predicted model, not a curated record. Gene Ontology annotation, molecular function: phospholipid binding; tau protein binding. Bases 1 to 1875 code for a protein of 624 amino acids. Lineage: Eukaryota; Metazoa; Chordata; Actinopteri; Scombriformes; Scombridae.
AUGGCCGAGUUAAAUUUGGGGAAGGGGCUGACUGCGGGGAAAGUGGCCAGCAACGUACAGAAAAAGCUCACCAGAGCCCAAGAAAAGGUUCUUCAGAAGCUUGGCAAAGCAGAUGAGACCAAAGACGUUGCCUUCGAGGAGGGAGUUAUCAACUUCAACAAACAAUAUACUGAAGGCAGCAAACUGCAGAGGGACCUAAGGGCAUACCUAGAGGCUGUUAAAGCCAUGCACGAGUCCUCCAAGAACGUGCAGGCGUGUCUGGCUGACAUGUAUGAGCCAGAAUGGUACGGCAAGAACGAAGUGGAUUCCAUUGUGGAGGACUGUGAUGUCCUGUGGACUGACUACCACCAGAAGUUGGUCGAUCAUGCUCUCAUCUCCAUGGAUACCUACUUAGGCCAAUUCCCUGAUAUCAAGUCUCGUAUAGCGAAGAGAGACAGAAAGCUGGUUGAUUUCGACAGUGCCAGGCACAACUAUGCCACUACGCACAAGUCCAAGAAAAAGGAUGGGGGCAUUAAAAUCACCAAGCCCUCCUCUUUGUUGGAGAGGGCUACCCCAGGUUGGGCUCAGGGUAUCUUGUCGGCACACAAUGUUGCCCAGAGCAGCCUGUCCAGGAGCCAGGCCGAGGAGGAGUUAGAGAGAGCCCAGAAGGUGUUUGAAGAGAUUAAUAUUGACCUACAAGAAGAAUUACCUUCACUCUGGAACAGUCGUGUUGGGUUCUAUGUCAGCACCUUUCAGAGUUUGGCCGGUUUCGAGGAGAAGUUUCACAAGGAAAUGGGUCGGUUGGAUCAGGAUUUGUAUGAUGUCUUGGUGGUAUUGGAUGGAUCAGAGACCAGCAGUGUCAAAGAAGCAACUAACCACACUCUCAGGCCAGCCGGACCACCCCCAAUCCCCAAAUCUCCAUCCAAGCUUAAGCCAGCAAUGCCUCCUCCACCUAAGGUGACCCCAUCUAAGGAGCUGAAAACAGAGAACAUCAUCAACCUGUUUGAUGCUGCGGCUGCUCCUGAUAUCAGCGUUACCUCUCCUACAGAGUUUGACAGUCCUGCAGUGAGCAGCCUAUUGGACAUGGACCUGGACUCUUUCAGUGCACCAACCAAAGCCUCCACGGUCACACAGCCUGCAAACUGGGACUCAUGGAAUGAGGACAGUGGUGCCCAGGAAGAGGACACCGAGCCGCACUAUGACCCUGUGGCUGCUUCUACAGAGGCCUGGGGGGAUGAUGGUUCGCAGCCUGUUCACUAUGACCCCAUAGCAGCUGCCCACGAGGGCUGGGGGGAUGACGGAACCAAGCCAGUUCGCUAUGACCCUGUGGCUGCGGCCCAGGAGGAUUGGGGAAAUGAUGAGAGCCAGCCAGCUGUUUGCGACACUGUGGCUGAAGCCCAGGAGGGCUGGGGCGACGAUGGGAGCCAGCCGGUCACAGAGGUGCCCACCGCAGAGGAUGAAACACCUGCAGCUGAGACUCCAGCUGACGCCACUGAGGAAGAAGAUGCUCCCAUAGCUGCUGCUGCGACAUUGGAUAAUGAAGAGGGUCAGGGUGAGACUGCAGCAGCUCCCGAAGCAGCUCCUGCAGAAACAGAGCAGGAACCAGUGACAGAGGAAACACCUGCAGUAGCAGCAGAAUCAACAGAAGUAGCAGCGGAGCCUGCAGACAUGCCCCCUGGCUUCCUGUUCAAGGUCCAGGUGAUGCAUGAUUACGCUGCCAAUGACACAGACGAAUUGGAAAUGAAGGCUGGAGAUGUGGUGCUAGUCAUCACCUUUGACAACCCUGACGAACAGGAUGAUGGUUGGCUGAUGGGAAUGAAGCAGGAUGACUGGAAGCAGAACAAAGAAAAUUGUGUUAAAGGAGUAUUUCCCGAAAACUUCACCCAGAGGCUGUAA